UGAAUGUCAGGGACUGGAGAGGUCUGGAAGAUCCCGUCCACUCCCCUCCCCUCCCACUUAACCACAGACCCGGCAAAUGGACGCCAGGGGAGCGGGAAAUCCAGUUAUCACAGUUGACUCUGGAAAGAACCUAACAGACCAGUAACAAUGGAAGAAAUUGAGAAGGUCUUUGUAAAGCUGCUCUCCCCCAAAACACCGGGCCCAGAUGGUGUUUCAGGUGAAUUCUUUCAACUUUCAAGAAAAAGAUAAUUAUGAUAAGAUUUAAACUGUGCACCAGCUUAAAGAAGGAAAAAUGACAGAAUUCUUUCACAAAGGGAAUGGAACGCUGACAUCUGAACUUUACACGAAGGUUAAAAAAAGUCCUUUGUGACGGAGAAAGAUCUUAAGCAACAUGAUGGAUUCAGAAGCUCAUGAAAAGAGGCCCCCAAUCCUAACCUCUUCAAAGCAAGAUAUAGCACCUCAUAUUGCAAGCGUUAGUGAAAUGAAGCAUUACCUGUGUGGCUGUUGUGCAGCAUUCAACAACAUAGCAAUCACAUUUCCCAUCCAGAAGGUCCUCUUUCGGCAACAGCUAUAUGGAAUCAAAACCCGGGAUGCGAUACUUCAGUUGAGGAGGGACGGAUUUCGAAACUUGUAUCGCGGAAUCCUUCCCCCAUUAAUGCAGAAGACAACCACACUGGCACUUAUGUUUGGUCUGUAUGAGGAUUUAUCUUGCCUUCUCCAUAAGCAUAUCAGUACACCAGAGUUUGCAACCCGCAGCAUGGCCGCAGUCCUUGCAGGGACAACAGAAGCAAUUUUCACUCCACUGGAAAGAGUCCAAACACUGCUUCAGGACCACAGGCAUCAUGACAAAUUUACAAACACUUACCAGGCUUUCAAGGCACUGAAAUGCCAUGGAAUUCGAGAGUAUUAUCGAGGCUUGGUGCCCGUUCUCUUCCGUAACGGAUUUAGCAAUGUCCUUUUUUUUGGCCUUCGAGGUCCCAUAAAGGAGCACCUGCCUACAGCAACGACUCACAGUGCUCAUUUGGUCAAUGAUUUUAUCUGUGGAGGCCUGUUGGGUGCCAUGUUGGGAAUCUUGUUUUUUCCAGUUAAUGUUGUAAAAACUCGCAUGCAGUCUCAAAUUGGUGGGGAAUUUCAGUCUUUCCCCAAGGUUUUCCAAAAAAUCUGGCUAGAACGGGACAGGAAACUGACAAAUCUUUUCCGAGGUGCCCAUCUGAAUUACCAUCGGUCCCUCAUCUCUUGGGGCAUAAUUAAUGCGACUUAUGAGUUCUUGUUAAAGAUUAUAUGAAAGAAAUUGGUUCAGUGCCAUUUGUCAACUGAAUAGACCUAAGAUGGAUGCAAUUUGCCUUGUUUCUGAUGGGCCAAAUACAAAUUGGUGUCAUAAAUCCAGGGCACAGUGAAUUCUAGGCACAGCUAUUUUCCUUCAACCCCAAUAAAUUCAGAAUAAAAGGUUUCAGUAGGAAAUUUUAAAGGUAUUUUUUUGAGCGGGGUGGGAUUUUUAAAAUCAUUAUCUGAGACCUUUAGGCUAGUUGCCUUAUUACUAGCUGUCUCUGAUAGCUUUUGAUAAGGAAACAAACAGCCAAGGUGUGAUUCUCUUUUCCAGAAGUCUUCUGUACUGAAACAUAAGUGGCCAUGGCCAGCCAGAGAAAAGGCUCUUAGGGUCCCAUGAAUUCUCAAACUUAAUUCUAUUACUCCAUUUCUUGCUUCUCUGCUCUUAGGAGGAGACGCAAAGGGUAGUUUUUGUGAACUUAAGCAUGUACAUGGUAGAACAGUGGAGCAGAACAGAGAAAAAAAAAUAGUUUAUUAUGUGUAGGCUUUUCAUGAUAAAUUGCUUGUAUUUAUUUUGAAACUAAGCACCUCUUGGGAUGGUCAUUAUCUGAGUUAUUUGUCUAGACAUGGUAGACUCAAGCAUGCUAAGGUUUGCUUUUUAGGGUUGAAAGUUUUCUCUGUAGUUCUGAACGUGACUUUAAACCUUUCCAAAAUAUUUUUAUAUUUCACUUAUUUCAUUGCCAAAAGAUCUGGAGACUUAAAUUUUGUUGAUUUUGUUUCAUCCCAUUAAGUUUCAUAUUGCAGGUAUCCCCCACUUUUCCAGAGUUUCCUUUAUGCCACUUUUCUUUUAGAUAAGACCUACAUUAGUACCUGUUUUCACUAACCAAAAGAUGAUUUUUUCUUUUACAAAAAGUAAUUGCUUCUUCACUCUAUGCCAUUUCGACUUAGAAAAGGUUCCAUGGGAAUGCAGGGGAAACCUGUAAUUGUAUUUCAGAUCUAGCUCUGUUAAGCUCAACUUCUUUGAAUUGUUUUUCCCAACUUAGUGAAGAACUUUGAAGUUUUUUUUAAAUUUUUCCUUUCAGUAUUAGUUUGUCAUUUUCAAGUAUCCUAUUCUCUUGAAACUCCCUUUAAAAAACAACAAAAGUGCUUCCAUUGUAUUUUGGAAGUCUAUUAAAUAAUAAGACCUCAGAUUUUUUUUUUUUUUCCUAGUUUCUAAGUGUUCCAGAGAAGGAGGGGAAAAAACUCAGGAUAACUUUCACCCACAGUGUUAAGCUGUCUUUUUUAUUUUACUCUUGAAAAUAGAAACUUCUGUUAGGAUCUUUACAUUUUGGGAACUCCUUUUACCAUUUUAUCAUUUAAAUAGUAAGACAGUUUGAGAGGAUAAGGCCUAAAUAAAGAUAUUUGAAAUAUUUUAAAUUCUAGAAGUUGGUGAUAGCUGGGUAGCAUAGUUUAUCCCUUACCUAACAGACAAAACUUUGCUUGUCAAAGGAAUCGGAUUUUAAAAUAUUUUCUUCCAGAUAAAAAAGCAAAGUGGUUCUUUCAGUUGGUAUUGAAUAACUAGUAAAACAUACCAGAUAUCCUAGAAAAAUGGUUUAUCAGCUUUUAAAAACUCCACAUCUGUAAGUAUGAUGUAGUUAAGAUUGCUUUCUAGCAUUUGACAUGGGCAGAGCACCUAGUUUUUAUUAGCAGUCUUUCAUCAUUCUAGAUAAUUGCAUGUGAAUAUGUGCACAUGCUGACCAAAAUAAAAUCAGGGCCUCAAAUGAUAGUUUACUCAGUUCCUGGACAGGUAGUCCAGAAAGGUGUUUACCUCCCAGUGCAGGAUGGCUGGUCAGGACCGCCAUCCUUCUAGCUGUGAAGGAUCGGGGGCGUUGUCAAGUGUUUGCCAGCUGGUAAUGAAGCUCACCAGCUUUACAGAGGCUCUUUGGGAAUGUUGUGCUGGAAAUGGCAGUUUAUCCUAGAAACUGAGGUACAGGUAUAAGGAUUUGAGAAAGUAAGUAUUUAACGCCAAAUAAAUGAGAGUAGCAUCUUUUGGCCUAUGGAACAGAGUCAGGAUUUAAAACAGAUUGAGUUUCAGGGAUGGGCGGCAAAGGCACCGUGGUGCCUGAACCUCUCGUUCUCUUGUGUGUCCUGCGCUCGCGGGCAUAUCUGGGUGCUCAGCAUGUGGUGGGUGAGUCAGCCUGGGGUCACGCCCUGGCCCUGCAGGUGGACUCUACUGGCGUUCAGUUCUACAGGGCUUCCUUUUGCCUAUACACUCCAUGUAGGUGAUAGAAAUCUAAAUUCUAAAGCACUUUUGUGAAAUAGAAGUGAAGUGAGAACUGGAAGGCUGCUUUGGUUUCUGCUAUCUCAAACGUGGCAUUUAAAAACAAUAAAUAUUUUUUAAUGGAUU
Budorcas taxicolor (takin) is the source of this 3652-nucleotide messenger RNA. It is a transcript of the gene SLC25A51, whose product is annotated as solute carrier family 25 member 51. The record is from RefSeq and is a predicted model, not a curated record. The transcript has 3 exons. The coding region runs from base 392 to 1285 and encodes 297 amino acids. Lineage: Eukaryota; Metazoa; Chordata; Mammalia; Artiodactyla; Bovidae.